This is a messenger RNA of Cryptomeria japonica (Japanese cedar), 2493 nucleotides long. RefSeq lists its product as uncharacterized. NCBI's taxonomy places the organism in Eukaryota, Viridiplantae, Streptophyta, Pinopsida, Cupressales, Cupressaceae. The transcript has 12 exons. The record is from RefSeq and is a predicted model, not a curated record. Bases 342 to 2369 code for a protein of 675 amino acids. Gene Ontology annotation, molecular function: protein binding.
CAUAGACGUCAUUAAAACUCACAUUCAUUCAUUUUCAUUAUCCCAGUGAAUAUUUAUAUUGCCCUUUCCCCAGCAGCCACGUCAAAACAACCCCGCCCCACUUUUAAAAAAAUGAAAACGAAGUAACACAAAAAGAUACAAACGUUGAACGUCCUGUCUUACACGAGAUUGUUAAACCCUAACAGCGGCCAUUGAUAAACCCUUCCAAAUCCAUGCUCAUUUUAAAACCCCUGACGUCCUUGCUAAUCAUUCCUGUUAAAAACCUUUUUAGUCAUUCUUAUCUCAUUCCAAGUAAAAUUUCUAUUAUUUACCUUGCUGUGGAACCGAAAAAUUGAGCUGAAAUGCCUCUUCAAAACUUGAAAGAUGUCUUCACUGCAUUUAGUCCUUCAGCAGAUUUUCUCGCCAUUACUACAGGCGAUGGGCGCAUCAAGAUAUGGGACACAGUAAAUGGUCAGAUGCAGAGUGAGUUUUCUGACAUUGCAGCUUCAAAUCUUGGCACAUCUAAUGGCCACCUGUCUGUUGAUUAUUCCUGCAUGAAAUGGAGUCCAAACAUGGGAAAAAAGAAAAAGAAAGGGAAAAAAUCAUUACUGGUUUUAGGUACUGGCGUGGGUGAUGUUUUAGCUCUAGACCCUAUGUUGGGCGAGGUCAAAUGGAGAUGCAGUGACUGUCAUCCUGGGGGCACAAUGGCCAUCUCCUUUGCAAGUAAUGGACGUGUUGUAUAUACUACUGGGGUUGAUGGCAUGGUAUGCGAGUUGGAUUCAGAAACAGGGAAUCUCUUAGAAAAAUUCAGAGCUUCAAAAAAGGCAAUUUCUUGUUUGGCAGUCUCUUCUGAUGGAAGAAGCUUGGCUACAGCAGGUGCAGAAUUGAAACAUUUUAGUUUGCCAGAUAAAAAGAAGUUGCAGAAAUUUACAGGGCAUCCAAAUUCUGUGAGGGUUAUGAUGUUUGCAACAAGUGGGAAGCAUAUAAUUUCUUCUGCAGCUGGUGAGAGGCAUGUUGCUGUAUGGAAAUGUGAUGGUAGUAAGGAAUCCAGGGCUGCUGCUUGUGUUCUUUCAAUGGAGCAGCCGGCUGUUGCCUUGGACUGCAAAGCUUUUGGAGACGAUGGUGAAGGUCUAAGUGUUCUUGCUGUUUCAGAGUCAGGUGUUGCUUACAUCUGGCACAGUGAGAGUGUAGAAGAGUUGACCUCAGCAAAACCAAGUAAAGUUACAGUGUCUUUAGGCAAAGAGGACAGCUCUAUUUCAAAGUCUUUGAGAAAGAGUAAGCCUUGUGUUUUUGCAGCAAAACUACAAGGUAUUGGAAGUGAUAGCUCUUUAGCAGUUCUAGUUGCAUAUGGUAACUUAGUAAAGCCAAGUUUUGAGAGGUUGGAGGUCAUGAAGAAAGGCAAGGACAUUAUUUUGAGUGCUUCUGAGAGUGGAAUGUUAUUGGCUGCCCCACAUGAUAAGAGUCCUGCAACGAUUGAAGGUCAACAAAAUGGAGUCACCGCAUUAGGUCCUGCCAAUGCAGAAGAUGCCAUCUUCCCAAUACCAAGAGUUGAGAUUGCAGAUGAUGAAAAGCACAAGACAAAAUAUGGAAAAAAGCGAAGGGCAAGUGAUAUUGAGGCAAUACCAAAUGAAGUUGGCGAUGAUCUGAUGAAAAUAGACAGACCAGCAGAUGGCAAUACAGAAGUUGUGGAGGAUGAUAAUGAACCAACAAUGGAAGAAAAACUCAUGCAACUAGGGAUUAUAGAGAAGGAGAAAGAAGAUGAUCCAAGCCAGCCAAGUCAUGCUUUGACCCCAAUACCACCUAAUGCAGAUUCUGUUGUUGUUCUUUUGAGACAGGCAUUGAGAAGUAAUGAUAUGAUAUUAUUGGCACAAUGCUUGGAUGUGCGAGAUCCUAUGGUUAGAAGGAACUCAGUUUAUUCUCUUAGUUCUGCCGAUGCUCUAAAGCUUUUCAAAAGUAUGGUUCACAGGUUAAAAUCUGGGCCAAGGAGGGCACCGUAUCUUCUGCCUUGGAUAAAAUUAGUACUUCUACGACAUGCCAGCUCUAUAAUGUCUGACGAGUCUUCUAUAAGUUUUCUCAAUACCCUUUACCAGAUGAUAGAAUCACGGGUCUCUGUAUUUUGGCCACUGCUUCAGCUGUCUGGUCGUUUAGAUUUAAUUAAUGAACAGAUAUCACCGGAUAUGGGGGAUGAAGCUCCUGAAGUUGAGCCAGCUUUAGUGUAUGUGGAUGAAAGUGAAGAAGAAGAUGAAGAAGAGCUAGUGGAUGAAGCAGCAGACAUGAGUGCAGAUGAAAGUGAUGAUGGCAGCCUGGAAGACGUAGUAACACUUGAUCAAGUCGUUGACAAUGGAAUGAUGAAUGCAGGAAGUGGAAGAGAUUCUGACGAGGAUUUGUAAAAUAUUUUGUUUUUUAUUGUAAAAUAAUUUUGGUAUUUUGACAACUUAUGUCAUGCGGUAUGGUAUUGUAGAUUAAAUUUAUGAGUUUUCUUGAAUGAGGUAAAUUGCUUCUUUGUUUGGAUUA